GCCUUUGUUGCGGUCCCACAUCGAGGGGGUGCCGCUCGAGGUCAGGGUGGACGUCAUCCUGGAGGUCGUGGUCGUGGUGGCCAGCGGGGUCGUGGACAGAGAGGUAGAGGCUGCGGCUAUGGAGGUCAGCCACAUCCAGCUUAUGGCGGACAGCAGGUGUAUGGCAGGCAGCAGCCGCCCCUUCUUCCAUUACCUGCUCAAGGCCAGCAGUUUCCUGGACAGCAGAUCCUUGGUGGUCAGCAGUUGCGUGGUCCGCAACAACAUGGGGUUCCAGGUACAGUUUUAAGUAAUAUUUUGUCUGGUUAUUCAUACUUUAAUCAUCUAUCUACUUGCGGUACUAAUAGUGUCAGUACAGGUUUCCCAUCUGUGGACAAUAAUUAUUCUCAUGCUUCUCCACCAGUUGUCUGUCAAAUUUGUUACUCCCCAGGUCACUCUGCCCUCACGUGUCCAAGGUUUGUUGGUUCCUCCACUCCUGCUCUGGCUGUACUUCCCACGGGUGAGACUAACGCUUCUGUGUGGUAUCCUGAUUCGGGUGCCUCCGCUCAUAUGACCCCUCAUGAAGGACAAUCAGACGGGGGUGCAUCUUCUUCAGGGCUCCAAUAAAGACCAUCUCUAUCCUUUUCAUGCUCUUCAAGCGAACCUAGUUUCUG
Cuscuta epithymum is the source of this 650-nucleotide messenger RNA. Lineage: Eukaryota; Viridiplantae; Streptophyta; Magnoliopsida; Solanales; Convolvulaceae. The record is from the annotation of a GenBank genome assembly.